UCUGAACAUAGUUUCAGUAUCUUUACACUUUAUUUAAGUUCAUAAGUCAUGAGAAGAGCAUCCAUUCUAUCUAGUGCACUUCCCAUCCUGUAGGAAGAGAUUUGGGCUCGAGCCGGAGAUCCGCGUUGGUCAUAGAGAGAGAGAGAGAGAGAGAAAGAGAAAGAGGAGGGGGGUUUCUGUGCUCCAGUAAUGGCGGCGUCCGUGUACAGGUCCCGCACUCUGAGCAAGGACGAUGGCCGUUACCGCACACAUUUCCGCAUGAUCAACGAGCAGCAGGUGGAGGACAUCACCAUCGAGUUCUUCUACAAACCUCACACCAUCACCCUGCUGACCUGCACCGUGCUCAGCCUCAUGUACUUCGCCUUUACGAGAUAUGAUGGGAAUCCUGACAGUAAUCUGCGUGUAGGUCUUAUAGUGAUCAUCUUCUUUUUCUCGGUCAUCAGUGUCCUUGCCUUCCCAAACGGUCCGUUCACAAGGCCACACCCAGCAAUAUGGAGAAUAGUGUUUGGUUUGAGCGUGCUCUACUUCCUGUUUCUGGUCUUCAUCAUCUUCCUGAACUGGGAGCAGGUGAAGGGUCUCAUGUACUGGCUGGACCCAAACCUCCGCUAUGCCAAGCGGGAAGCUGACAUCAUGGAGUAUGCCGUGAACUGUCACGUGAUCACGUGGGAACGAAUUCUGAGUCAUUUCGACAUCUUCGCGUUCAGCCAUUUCUGGGGUUGGGGCAUGAAGGCCCUGCUGAUCCGCAGCUACGGUCUCUGCUGGACCAUCAGCAUCACGUGGGAACUCACUGAGCUCUUCUUCAUGCAUCUCCUGCCCAACUUCGCGGAGUGCUGGUGGGAUCAGGUGAUCCUGGACAUCCUGCUCUGUAACGGCGGAGGGAUCUGGCUCGGCAUGACCGUGUGCCGCUUCCUGGAGAUGCGCACGUACCACUGGGCCAGCAUCAAGGACAUCCACACCACCACGGGGAAGAUCAAGCGCGCUGUGCUGCAGUUCACUCCGGCCAGUUGGACCUACGUGCACUGGUUCGACCCCAAAUCCUCGUUCCAGAGAGUAACUGGAGUUUACCUGUUCAUGAUCAUCUGGCAGUUGACGGAGCUGAACACCUUCUUCCUGAAGCACAUCUUCGUUUUCCCAGCAUGCCACGCUCUGAGCUGGGGUCGCAUCCUCUUCAUCGGCGUCAUCACCGCCCCCACUGUGAGGCAGUACUACGCCUAUCUCACAGACACGCAGUGUAAACGAGUCGGGACGCAGUGCUGGGUGUUUGGAGCCAUCGCUUUCCUCGAGGCUUUAGCGUGUGUUAAAUUUGGACAGGACCUGUUCUCCAAGACGCAGAUCCUCUACGUCAUUCUGUGGCUCCUGUGUGUGGCCUUCAUCACGUUCCUGUGCCUGUACGGGAUGGUGUGGUAUGCUGAGACUUACGGGCCCAGAGAGAAGAGUUUGUCAGAGUGCGAGGACAGCGUUUACACCGAGACCGGAGACAACAUGUGUUUGAAAGGGUCGGACUCGGCGGCGCCUCCCACCACCAGGAGGAGAGGGAAAGGAUCCGGAAACAACAAACCCAUCAACGGAGUGGAGAAAUAAAGAACCUCUCCACACACUCGCUCCUGCAGGAACCGAGGAACGAUGAAGAGAAGGAUGAGGGGAGAGAAAGUCAACCUUUUGCACAAACAGGGCUCCAGGCGUCGGAGGGGAUAUCAGGACGAGACGGCCGUGUCUUUGGUCCCGGGUUUGGUCAGUGUUGAGCCACUAGGUGGCGCUACAGACGUGACGAGGUGAAAAACUGAGCACUGAGGUUCAUGUUCAUGUUCACUGGAGAAACUCUUAGAUGUGUUUUUUUUUUUUUUUGUCCCCACUGCAGUAUUGUCUCUGUGUUUCCCGUGUCGUCGAUAGCAACAGACGCGCGUAGGAGUGGUGUGUGCCGAUAUAUAUUCGCAUUUCCAUACGAUCCAUGCGAUUAAAAACAAACAAUUUAUCACCGUUUACGCUAAUAUCACACAUAGCAACACACGUCCAAACAUCAUUAACUCCAAAACCUUAUUAUUAUAAUCCAUAUUCACAUCCAGGACAAUCCUUAAAUAUUAGGAGGCGGAGCCUAGGGGAAAGGGGCGGGGCUAUACGGAAUUGCCCGUCUUCAUAACAUUCCAUGUAGAUAAAGUUUCGUUCGUGUUUAUAGAUGACAGAAAGUCGCAGUGUGUCCUGAACUACAGCUGAUGCUGGGUAAAGGUAGAUUUCUAGUACUUUUUUAGCUGUUAGCUUUAAAAAAAAAUAAAAUUCAGCUAAGUUUGUAAGUUCGGCACCGAUACAUUCCGCUAAAAAUAUUUUUGCAUCAGAUUUGUUCAGUGUAAAAAUUCCAUCCUCACGCUGCCUUACGGCUGGGACGGAUUAUUGUCUACGCUUUUAACCUUCUUCAUAAAAAAAAGACAAGUAUUUCACAUGAUAUUAAUAAUAAUAAUAAUAAUAUCGAAAGAUUAAAUAUCAGGGUUCUAUCGUAUGUCUGAUUAUCGGCACAUGCCUCAAGAAGAGCACACGGUUCAAGCACUUUGUUUUAGCAUCAUAGAAUGAUUGGGCCACUUUGGUUCUACUUUUAUGUUUGAUGAUGAGAAAGAUGAUGAUGAGGAGGAUGAUGAUGAGGAUGAUGAGGAUGAGGAUGAUGAAGAUCGCUGCUAACUUGUAUCCAUUACCUCCAGACCACCGAAGCCAGUAUCCACGUUUCUGUUCAUUCUUGAAGCCUCUAACACACAGAUGUGCCUGCAUGAGUGUGUGUGUGUGUGUCUCUGUGUGUGUGUGUGUGUGUGUUUCAUAACUGACAUCUAGCCUUAUAAUACUCCAUUACAUAUAUAUAUACAUAUAUACAGUGUGUAUAUUGUUGUUAACGAGGCAUUGAUGAUGUGUGUGAUUUCAGAGUGUUUAGUAGAUCAUUCCUAUUUUAUUUGGAUUUUCAUUUCUUCUUGCACGCGACGUCCCUGACGACAAUCUUCCCGCCGCGCUCCGAAUCCGUCAUGAGUUUACGCACUACACCAAACGUGCCAUUAUACAUAUAAUAAUAUACAUUAACACACAGUAUGUCGAUAUCAUGAACACUAAAUUAUCGUCGUUACCCCACGUGCCACGUUCAGACAGACGCUCCUUAGAGUAAGGACGGCCAUCUUAAUUUUCUUUUUUUUUUUUGGAACAAAUUCCUAUUAUUGUAAAUUGUGAUUCAGUUAUAAUGAUAUGAACAUUUAAUAUCAGCACACACACUUGCCUUUUUUUUUUUUUUUAAAAGAACACUCGUACACUUUGUCCAAAGAUGUUUACACAUGUAGGAAUAUGCUGAUAUUAAAAUUUCAUAUCACGAUACGAUAAAUUUAGAACAGUUCAUGAUAUUAUGAGAGGACACUGCCUUAUUCGAGUGUAAUACACGUGAUCUUGCCUUCGGAUUUCACCGAUUUAAAAUAAUAUUCCUGUAUUUUUGAACUAGGUUAUGAGAAGACACAUAGAUGGAGUGAUGAGCGUUUAGUGAAUCAUAUUAUUUGAUUCAGCUCACCCGUAAGAGUCGACUCUUUCGGCGCCCAAACGAAUCGUUCGGACCAGACGAAGUUUACGAUGUUUACGAUACCGCUGAUUGUUCUUUUGCGUAACUGUGGCUGAAAUAAUUUCAUAAAAUACUACUCUGCCUUCUAAUUAACCAAAUAACGUUACUCUACAGGGCGAGUCGAUUCAAAGAGCCGAAUCGUUCGCAAAAAAAAAAAAAAAAAAAAAAAAGACAUCACUACGACGUAAAUUAAAUUUGAUCAGCUGAUCCACAAAACGUGAGCGUUAGCGUUUAAUUUAAUUAAUUACGCAUUAUAAUAAUUAACGUUAUCUAGUGGUGGAUAUGUGACACUAAUUAGCAAGGCAGCUUUAUAGGAUUUUAAAAUUACAUCCAUGAGUCGAGUUUGCUUAAGAUCUUCUCUCUGUAAACGCUGAUCGGUCUCUGGGUGUACUGAUGAUAACUUACCAACGAUAACUGGUAAAUAUUUACCACUCAGUUUUUGAAUUUAAGCCAGUAAGUGUACAGUUUUUUUUUUUUUUUCCUUUUUUUGGCUCGUUCACUUUUAUUUCAGAUCAGAAUGCACUAUUUUGACACGUUCAUCCUCCAUCCUUCGCCAUCAUCGCCAAGGCACGCAGCACAAUCCCACUUUGACGGAGUAGAAAGCGGGGAAAAAAAGCUCUACACAUUUCGUGCACAAGCUUCCUGCACAUUUCAAUAAUCCUAAUAACUUCCUAAUAUCUUCUAAAUGUUUGUACAGGAUUUCCACACAGCUGUGUGUAAUUGUGUAAUGAUGUAGAUUUGUAUGUGAUUAUUUGGAGAGUCACUGCGUUUCCGAUUAAAACAACUUCUACCUGUGA
Molecule: messenger RNA, 4371 nt
Organism: Pangasianodon hypophthalmus (striped catfish)
Lineage: Eukaryota; Metazoa; Chordata; Actinopteri; Siluriformes; Pangasiidae
Gene: ptdss1a
Product: phosphatidylserine synthase 1a
Exons: 13
Coding region: 190-1581 (463 amino acids)
Biological process (GO): phosphatidylserine biosynthetic process
Molecular function (GO): L-serine-phosphatidylethanolamine phosphatidyltransferase activity
Source: RefSeq, a predicted model, not a curated record